UACAGAAACUUCAAAGCAAGAAGUCACUUUUAUUUAAAUCUGUAAACAGAACCCAAAAGUGCCUCUGUCUCUUGCUCUCGCUGUCUCGCACAAUCGGUCAUCUCUCUCUUUAUGACGCGUUUCAAUGGCGGCUGUUGUAGCUGAAACUUGUUCACAUAUAUCUAAUCUGAUCUCUAAAUUUCAUUUCUUUUCACUCUAUCCUCUGAACAAACACAAACCCAUGUUCUCUCAUGUCUUAUUCUUCUUCCUCUUCUUCUUUGUCUUCUCUGUAUCCUGCUUUAUCUCUCUCUUUUUCCUUUAUAAGAAUUUCAGCAGGCCAAAGCGAGAGGAACAGAACCAGAACGGUGAAACUUCAGUUAUAAACUGUUCUUUGUCCAAAAUAAUCGAUGAAACUCACAAAACCCGUGAAAAUGACUCGAUCCAUUUGACUCAUUCGCUUCUUCUGGACAUCUUACCGUCCGAUUCUCCUAAAUGGGCCACUCUGUUUGGCAAUCAGCCUGAUGAAACGAGUUCGGGUCAUGACAAUGAUAGAGACGGGUCUGUAGGGGAUUCCCAGAAAGUGAAAAAGAAGAAGAAGAGGACGAAGAAGAAGAGAUUGGAUUCCAAGAGUGGAGAAAAUGGGGUUGAAGAUAAGGGCUUAGAGAGACAAAGAGAAGGUUUGGAUUCGGGGUUGCGGCAGGUCAAGCCGGAGUUAGUUUGCUUGUACCCUUUUACCUCAACGAGUAGUGCCACGCAAAGGAAGAUCAAGCAGCAGUAUGAUCAGCUUGUUAAGUGCAAUGAAAGCAAGGGAUUGACAUUGGCACAGGUUGCAGAAUUUGCUAAUUGCUUGAUUGAAGCAAAAAAUGAGUUGCAACACAAGUCUGAGGUCAUCCAACGCAAGUUCACAAUAACAAGGGCUCUUCUAUUCAAGGCAGACAGGUCUUCAAUUGAUCGCCUUCGUCAACAGAUUUACAAGCUGGAGCUUGAACAAAAGAGAUUAGAAGAGGACACAUUUGUUUAUAAUUGGCUCCAACAACAACUUAAACUCUCACCAGCAUACGAAAAGAUGCUUGAAAUCAGUACCAGCAUGGAGUUGAAGGCCAAGUCUGGUGAGCUGAUUGAGAACAAAGAUACUGAAGUUGCUGAUAUUUCCUUUGAAGAGCUAUUAGCACAAGAAAAGAAGGAUGCAUUUUGGCAGAAAAAUGGGAAAUCAAGAUUAUACUCAAGCCAAUGAUAACGUCUGUUUGAUAAACUGUACUGAAGGAUGGACCUUUUUGUAGUAUGUAUUUGUGAUACCCAACAGUCGCAGGAAUUUUUUUCACUGCCUGUGCUUCUUUGGGUCUCCUUUGAAGAGAAUUGAGGCCAUGAUGCAUUGAAUCGUGAUCUCAUCUCUUCUCCCUAGUUAGUCCUUAAUAU
Messenger RNA from Hevea brasiliensis (rubber tree), 1395 nucleotides. RefSeq lists its product as uncharacterized. The record is from RefSeq and is a predicted model, not a curated record. The transcript has 6 exons. Lineage: Eukaryota; Viridiplantae; Streptophyta; Magnoliopsida; Malpighiales; Euphorbiaceae. Bases 125 to 1213 code for a protein of 362 amino acids.